AGUUCUAAUAUGUGUCUGUCUUUUCGUUUUAGGUACGCAAAGAAAAGAACAGAAGAUGUCGGAGGGUGGGAAAAAAGACUUAGUGACCGAUGCCAAGUCGUUUUGCGACAGUCUCGGCAAUGUUUUCGUCGUGAAGAAGCGAGAUGCUCAAAGUCGACAUCUUCUGAAUCAAGCCAAAUGUCUGAUCGAAUCGUUGCUGGAGGAGAACCAGCGGCUGUCGUCGGUCGGUGGCACGCCCCGCGUGAAGCGCAGCGGGGGCAGCAUGGGUCAACUGUGGAUGAAACUGGAUGAAAUGAAACGCGAAAACGAAGAACUGAAGCGGCAGCUGGGCAAGUCUCAUGAUGAACGUCCUGCGGUGAAUAAAUCGCAGGGUCCCGGGGAGGUCAUCAUAGCCGAGAUGCACAAAACCAAGGCCGAGAACGUCAGUUUGAAAAGUGAACUGGAUAAAAUUCAGAAAACCUUGCAGGAGAUGAAUAUGAUAAACACAAACUUGCAGGACGAAUACAAGCGAUUGAGGAUCGCUUUGGACACGGCCAACCAAUCGCUGGAACAUUCUCGAUGCGAAUAUAAAAGUCUGGAAAACAGCCUCACGAAUGCGAAAAAGGAAAAUGAAUUGCUCAAACAACGGUUGUCCAGUAGUCCUGCGAAACCACCAAUAGCUGCGAGGAGAGAUAACCGUCAAGUGGAGAACAUCAACGAGCAAUGUCGGCCGUCGAUUGUGGCCAGGAAGUAUGACAGGUUGGAAAGCCAAGAGUGGUUGGAUGCCAAAGAGAGUCUUGAAGACACGACCAACAGAGAUGAAGAGGAGAUUGUCAAGUUCCUCUGUUUCAUGCUCAUGAAUGUCUACCAAGCCUCGCAAAUUGUCUACGAAAAUCUCGAGGAGACAAUAUCGACUCUACUCAAGCAUCCUACUCGAAGCGAUGCAGUCGGCCAUAACGGCCUACCCCCCGGGAAAGCGGAGCUCUCGGAAGACAUAAAAGAUGAAAUUUUAAUGGCACUGCGACGGAAUUAUGAGGAGAUCGAGACGACGGCCAUUGUAAAUGUGAGU
Octopus sinensis (East Asian common octopus) is the source of this 1048-nucleotide messenger RNA. RefSeq lists its product as uncharacterized. NCBI's taxonomy places the organism in Eukaryota, Metazoa, Mollusca, Cephalopoda, Octopoda, Octopodidae. The record is from RefSeq and is a predicted model, not a curated record. The transcript is spliced from 4 exons. The annotation marks the transcript as partial.